This is a messenger RNA of Acanthisitta chloris (rifleman), 1154 nucleotides long. Its product is annotated as probable carboxypeptidase X1. The transcript is spliced from 7 exons. The annotation marks the transcript as partial. The record is from RefSeq and is a predicted model, not a curated record. Gene Ontology annotation, molecular function: metallocarboxypeptidase activity; zinc ion binding. Gene Ontology annotation, biological process: proteolysis. Lineage: Eukaryota; Metazoa; Chordata; Aves; Passeriformes; Acanthisittidae.
ACCCCGGCGAUGCCCAUGCCUGGCACAGCCAUCCCCCACCUGCCUCCGACCUGGAUUUCCGACAUCACAACUACAAGGAGAUGAGAAAGCUGAUGAAGAGGGUGAGCGAGCAGUGCCCUGACAUCACACGCGUGUACAGCAUCGGGCGCAGCUCCCGAGGGCUGCGGCUCUACGUCAUGGAGAUCUCCGACCACCCUGGGCAGCACGAGAUUGGUGAGCCGGAGUUCCGCUACGUGGCUGGGAUGCACGGGAACGAGGUGCUGGGCCGGGAACUGCUGCUCAACCUCAUGGAAUACCUGUGCCAGGAAUUCCGGCGGGGAAAUCCCCGCGUGGUGCAGCUGGUGACAGAAACACGGAUCCACCUGCUGCCCUCGAUGAAUCCCGAUGGAUACGAGACUGCAUACAAGCUGGGCUCGGAGCUGUCCGGGUGGGCCAUGGGCCGCUGGACCUAUGAGGGGAUUGAUCUCAAUCACAACUUUGCCGACCUGAACACAGCCCUGUGGGAUGCAGAGGACAACCACCUGGUGCCACACAAGUUCCCCAACCACUACAUCCCCAUCCCCGAGUACUACACCUUCGCCAACGCCACGGUGGCCCCCGAGACGCGGGCGGUGAUCUCCUGGAUGCAGCGCUACCCUUUUGUGCUGAGCGCCAACUUGCAUGGGGGAGAGCUGGUGGUCACCUACCCCUUCGACAUGACCCGAACCUACUGGAAGGCUCAGGAGCUCACCCCCACCCCUGAUGAUGGCGUUUUUCGAUGGUUGGCCACCGUCUAUGCCACCUCCAACCUGGCCAUGGCCAGCGGAGAGCGCCGGCGCUGCCACUACGACGACUUCAUGAGCUUCGGCAACAUCAUCAAUGGGGCCAACUGGCACACGGUGGCAGGCAGUAUGAAUGAUUUCAGCUAUCUGCACACCAACUGCUUCGAGAUCACCGUGGAGCUCUCCUGUGACAAAUUCCCUCAUGUCUCGGAGCUGCCGGAGGAGUGGGAGAACAACAAGGAGUCACUGCUGCUCUUCAUGGAGCAGGUGCACCGUGGGAUCAAGGGAGUGGUUCGGGACAGUGAGACAGAGGAAGGAAUUCCCAAUGCCAUCAUCUCCGUGGAUGGCAUCAACCACGACGUCCGGACAGGUAUUGAAUGGGAAUGGAAUUAG